UACUAUUUUAGAAGCCUGCGAAACAUAACGAGAUCAAGGGGAAACACACAUUUCCUUUACAUUCAACUACUUAUUCAAAUCUGGCAUCUGGACGUUUUGUUGUCUUGGACAGUCCAAUUGAGGGUUAUGAGAGUUGCAAACCAACGUUCUAAACAUGCAAUUAGAGAACAAUGACCUCGUGGACCUGCAGCCUCCGGAGUUCAGAAUAGGAGCAAUUAUCUUUUACAGCAUUCUUUUCACAAUUGGGCUGGCUGUUAAUGUGACCGCUAUCUGGGUCUUCAGUUGCACUACCAAAAAAGGCACGUCUGUGAACAUAUAUAUGACAAAUGUUGCACUGUUGGACCUCAUCUUUGUAAUAUUGUUGCCUUUCCGUAUGAUCUACUAUGGGAAGAAUUACUGGCCCUUUGGUGACGUCUUCUGCCGCAUCAAUGCUGCCCUUACUAUAUUUUACCCCAGCAUUGCUCUGUGGCUUUUAGCCUUCAUCAGUGUCGACCGUUACAUGGCAGUGGUCCAACCCAAACAUAGCAAGGAACUUCGCCACAUUGGCAAAGCUGCAGCAAGCUGUAUUGGAAUCUGGAUAAUGACCACUGUGUCUGUUUUGCCAUUUAUGUUUUCAAAGAAUGAUCCUGACAAGGUCUCAAACUUCACAACCUGCCUAAAAAUGCUUGACAUCAUACACCUCAAAGAAGCAAACAGUGUGAACUUUAUCCGGGUGAUUUUCUUUUUUCUCCUGCCCCUUUUCAUUAUGAUUGGAUGUUACUGUAUCAUCAUCAACAAUCUUCUUAAAGGAAAAACAUCUAAACUGAAGCCAAAAACUAAAGAAAAAUCUAUCAAAAUAAUUGUGACACUCAUUGUUCAAGUGCUAGUUUGUUUCGUUCCCUAUCAUAUCUGUUUUGUUUUAUUACUGUUACAAAGUGGCCACACCGAUUUCAAUCCCUGGGCUGCCUUCACUACAUUCUUGAUGAAUCUCAGCACUUGCCUUGAUAUAAUCCUGUACUAUAUAGUGUCAAAGCACUUUCAAGCCAGAGUGAUCAGUGUCAUCUACUAUCGGAACUAUCUGCGGAGUGUACGACGGAAAAGCUUUAGAACUGGGAGCUUCCGUUCAUUAAGCAACAUUAACAUCAGUGACAUGUAAAUAAUGAAAGCCAAUGAGACAUACCUUUAAUUCGAAAGAGAAAAUUGACAAAUAUGUUGCAUUUAUAUUGUGUCCUGUCAUCUCAAAGUAUGUUACACAAUGAAAUGCUUUUGAAGAGGGGUGACUACAGAAAUGCAAUAGCUAUGUCACACCCCACACACAAUCACAAGAAUGAUCAAUUUAUCUGUUCUGACGGAGCUGGUGGAAGAAAGUUAGUUAGUCAGGGCUUCAGGCAAAUGUAAUUCUAUAAAAUGCUCUGUUAAAUGCUCUCACCAAAUCUAACCUGAAUAAAUGCUUACACAUCACUUGAACAUCUGAUACUGAAAUGAUGCAUCUUUGUAAUUUAACUAUUGACCAUCAUGUUACUGGAUCAUCAAGUCAGAAGAGGUGACAUGUAACAUGUACAAUACUCUCUUCAGUUCAAAUCUUGAAAAAAUGAGCUCUCGCUUGAUGGCUCCUUAGUGAGACUUGAGCCUUCACCCAUUAGCUUGAAAAAAGUUUCACCCAUAAUCUACUGAAGGCUUGAUCUAAUAUCAAUGCAUUGUGGGCAAAAGGACAAUUACAAUCUCAGUGAACAAUAGGAGAAACAGUUAUCUUCUUAAAUGAUGGGAUUUCAAGACUGAGAUAGAGACAGAAGAAUGAUGGAAAAGAAAAUAGUGUGAUCAGAAGACUAUAAGAAACAGGAACUGCAGUAGAUCAUUUGUCUCUCAAGCCUGCUCCACUAUUCAAUAGAAACAUGCCUGAGUCAACACUCCUCACAUUCAUUUUCCUGUCCUUUUCCAUAACAUUUGAUUCCCUUACUGAACAAGAUCAAAUUAAAGUGUAACCAACAACAGAAAGAAGUACAAAAUAUGAGAAAGGAAAACAGUAUUAAGAGAGCAAGAGAAAAUAACUUCUAAGAAUUCAUUGCCAGAAGAAUGAGAUUCACCAUUCUAAACUGCUUACAUUCUGGGCUGAGGUGAUUCAUUAGUAGCAGAUUAGUAAAAGGGUAUUUAUGCAAUCAAUUAUCAGCCUUUAGUUUCAAUGGCUUAUCUAAUGGACAAUUAUUUUGCAAAUUCUGCAGGUUUUUAUCAAUAAUGGGGAGUCUGAAGGGGAGAUGCUGUUUGUAUGAAGAAAACAACAUUGUAAAUCAAAUCAAGCAGUAAGAUCUGAAAUUUUAAUAUUGAUUUUGCUGCUUUUCAUCUCCUGAAUUUGCUGCUUGAUUUACAUGGUAAUAAUGGACACAUCAUCAGCUCACCAUUCUUUUUCAAGGAUUUGGCCCAAUGCAUCCUGUUAUCAUGACCAGGAAACAAGGGCCUAACCUGAAUGUUAUGCAGAAAUGAAGAUUAAUCCUUAAUGUAAGUGUGUGAAUAAGAAUAAUAUUUUGACUUUUUAGCUUAGACAGGAAGUAGGAUUUAACAGAAAUAUACAACAAACUAAUUCUGGAACAGUUCUUCAAAUUAAAAUCAGGACUGGAGGAUAUGAGUUCAAACUCAUAUAAUGCAAAUUUAGGGCAGAUCUCAGGGGAAUCUCUGUCACACAAUGACAGAUCAACAGUUGUAGCAGUUUUCUCGGUGGAACUGUUAAGGCAAUAAUAACUGGAACAGUCUAAAAGAGCAUUGGCUGUUUUCAUGGGCAAAGUUUGCAGUACGGCAUCCCUGGAUGUAUCACCUAAAUGGCUUUGACCAAUCAUAUGGAUUUUUGAUCUCACAUCAAUGGGUCUUCGACAAUUUGCUGCUUUGCAAAUGUGAAAAUGGUUGCAUAUUUGUUACAACAAUGGUCAUAUUUGUAAUGUGUGAUUCAAUUAAAUUGACACUUGAA
Messenger RNA from Hemiscyllium ocellatum (epaulette shark), 2935 nucleotides. It is a transcript of the gene gpr18, whose product is annotated as G protein-coupled receptor 18. Gene Ontology annotation, biological process: positive regulation of Rho protein signal transduction; phospholipase C-activating G protein-coupled receptor signaling pathway. Lineage: Eukaryota; Metazoa; Chordata; Chondrichthyes; Orectolobiformes; Hemiscylliidae. The transcript has 2 exons. Gene Ontology annotation, cellular component: membrane. The record is from RefSeq and is a predicted model, not a curated record. Gene Ontology annotation, molecular function: G protein-coupled receptor activity. Bases 155 to 1135 code for a protein of 326 amino acids.